Phycodurus eques (leafy seadragon) is the source of this 732-nucleotide messenger RNA. RefSeq names its product jagunal homolog 1a (gene jagn1a). Gene Ontology annotation, biological process: vesicle-mediated transport; endoplasmic reticulum organization; granulocyte colony-stimulating factor signaling pathway. Bases 94 to 645 code for a protein of 183 amino acids. The transcript is spliced from 3 exons. Gene Ontology annotation, cellular component: endoplasmic reticulum membrane. Lineage: Eukaryota; Metazoa; Chordata; Actinopteri; Syngnathiformes; Syngnathidae. The record is from RefSeq and is a predicted model, not a curated record.
CCGGUCGGGAGCCCAUCGAUUCUUGACAUCUUUUUGUUUAGAAGUCGACCGAUUUUUAGCCACGAAGCGGAGCAGCCGGUGUUUUUCCUCAAUAUGACGUCACGCGUUGGCCACAAAGCUGCUGCCACCAAUGGAAGUGAUUUGAAAUUCAAAGAGAAGGUAACUUCACACUACCAGAUGAGCACUUCCUUGAAGUCGGAGGUGCGUCGCUUGAACGUGAUCCACCUCCUGGUUUGGUUGCUGGUGGCCGCCCAAGUGGCCGUGAGUCACCUCAAGCUGCUGUCGCACGACACCGUCGCCAUGCCUUACCAGUGGGAGUACCCCUACCUACUCAGCCUGGUCCCCCUGCUGUGCAGCAGCCUGUCGCUGCCCAAGAACAACAUCAGCUACCUGGUCUUGUCCAUGAUCAGCGCCGGACUCUUCUCGGUGGCGCCGCUCAUCUACGGCGGCAUGGAGAUGUUCCCCUUGGCGCAGCAGCUGUAUCGCCACGGCAAAGCGUACCGCUUCAUCUUUGGCUUCUCGGCGGUGACUGUGAUGUAUCUGCUCAUGCUGGUGGCCGUGCAAGUGCACGCGUGGCAGCUGUACUACAUGAAGAAGCUGCUAGACUCGUGGUUCAACGCCACGCAAGAGAAGAAGAAGAAAUGAUUGUUAAAAAAAAAUCUGUAUACUUUGUUUGUAUUUAUGCAUCAUUUUACUGGAAUCACAUUAUUGUUUUAUUCUGCUAAUAUUUCA